CUCUCUUUGCAGUGGCAUCUGGGCCUCGGGCUUUGCUGGAGCAGGUCAGGCUGGCUGCCCUGGUUCGCCCGUGCUGGGAAAGCUAGCCAGGGUGUGGGAGAAGCGCGUCGGGGGGCCCCUUUCCCAAGUUUUUCUCGCUGCAGAAGGCCUAGCUUAGCCUGCCUUUUUCUAUGCACAGGAUGGCUCUUGCUCACCAGAGCCUCACAAAGAUAAUCGCUCAGGAAGUGUUUCAGCCAAUCCGGGGCCGCCUUACACUCGGAUUUGCUGGGCCAGCCAAUCGGGGAUGAGCUCUUAUUGGGCGGCCAGAUCAUCAAGCCGAAGUGCCAAACCCUUUUUCUGUGAGAACUAGGAGCCUGUCCUCCAUGUUUUAUAAGUAUUGACAUUACACAGUGUUAACAAUGCAUCCACAGAGUCCCAAAUCUGCCAGCCUGUUCUCUCUUCUUAACUGUGGAAAAAUGAGACGGUUGCUUGAACAUGUUGGCUUGGCCGAGGAGGAAAUCAAAGCAGAACAGGAGGUGGUAGAGGGCAUGGAUAUCUCUACUCGCUCCAAAGCAGGUGAGGUGCGCCAGGCCGGCCCUCCUGUCACCCCUAAGCUAACAGGACAGCUACCGGGCAUGGAAGGGGUUCGCAGUCUUGCAGAUCCUGGCUCCACCGACAGAACAGCCCCGAAAAGAAAGUUCCCCAGCCCUCCGCAUUCUUCCAAUGGCCACUCGCCACAGGACACGUCCACCAGCCCCAUUAAAAAGAAAAAGAAACCCGGCUUACUGAACAGCAACAACAAGGAGCAGUCAGAACUAAGACAUGGUCCGUUUUACUAUAUGAAGCAGCCACUCACCACAGACCCUGUUGAUGUUGUACCGCAGGAUGGACGGAAUGAUUUCUACUGCUGGGUUUGUCACCGGGAAGGCCAAGUCCUUUGCUGUGAGCUCUGUCCCCGGGUUUAUCACGCUAAGUGUCUGAGACUGACAUCGGAACCAGAGGGGGACUGGUUUUGUCCUGAAUGUGAGAAGAUUACAGUAGCAGAAUGCAUCGAGACCCAGAGCAAAGCUAUGACAAUGCUCACCAUCGAACAGUUGUCCUACCUGCUCAAGUUUGCCAUUCAGAAAAUGAAACAGCCAGGGACAGACGCGUUCCAGAAGCCUGUUCCGCUGGAGCAGCAUCCCGACUACGCAGAGUACAUCUUCCACCCCAUGGACCUGUGCACAUUGGAAAAGAACGCGAAGAAGAAAAUGUAUGGCUGCACGGAAGCCUUCCUGGCUGACGCCAAGUGGAUUUUGCACAACUGCAUCAUUUAUAACGGGGGAAAUCACAAAUUGACGCAAAUAGCGAAAAUAGUCAUCAAAAUCUGUGAGCAUGAGAUGAACGAAAUCGAAGUGUGUCCGGAGUGUUACUUAGCUGCUUGCCAAAAACGCGACAACUGGUUUUGUGAACCUUGUAGCAAUCCGCAUCCUUUGGUCUGGGCCAAACUGAAGGGCUUCCCAUUCUGGCCUGCCAAAGCGCUGAGGGACAAAGAUGGGCAGGUGGACGCCCGGUUCUUUGGACAACACGACAGAGCCUGGGUUCCCAUAAAUAAUUGCUACCUCAUGUCUAAAGAAAUUCCUUUUUCUGUGAAAAAGACUAAGAGCAUCUUCAACAGUGCAAUGCAGGAGAUGGAGGUGUACGUGGAGAACAUUCGUAGGAAGUUCGGGGUUUUUAACUACUCCCCGUUCAGGACGCCCUACACGCCCAACAGCCAGUACCAGAUGCUGCUCGACCCCAGCAACCCCUCUGCCGGCGCCGCCAAGAUAGACAAGCAGGAGAAGGUCAAGCUCAACUUCGACAUGACGGCCUCCCCCAAGAUCCUGAUGAGCAAGCCCAUGCUGAGCGGGGGCGCCGGCCGCAGGAUCUCCCUGUCCGACAUGCCGCGCUCCCCCAUGAGCACCAACUCCUCCGUGCACACCGGCUCCGACGUGGAGCAGGACCCCGAGAAGAAGGCCCUGUCCAGCCACUUCAGCGCCAGCGAGGAGUCCAUGGACUUCCUGGACAAGAGCACAGCGUCGCCGGCCUCCAUGAAGACGGGCCAAGCAGGGAGUUUGUCCGGCAGCCCGAAACCUUUCUCUCCUCAAGCGUCCACGCCAAUCAUCACGAAGACAGACAAGAUGGCCACCACCGGGAGCAUCCUGAACCUUAACCUGGAUCGGAGCAAGGCCGAGAUGGAUCUGAAGCAGCUGAGCGAGUCCGUCCAGCAGCAGGCCGCCCCCGUCCCGCUCAUCUCUCCCAAGCGGCAGAUCCGCAGCCGGUUCCAGCUCAACCUGGACAAGACGAUAGAGAGUUGCAAAGCACAACUAGGCAUAAACGAAAUCUCGGAAGACGUCUAUACGGCCGUCGAGCACAGCGACUCGGAGGAUUCGGAGAAGUCGGACAGCAGCGACAGUGAGUACAUCAGCGAUGACGAGCAGAAGUCCAAGAACGAGCCGGAAGACGUGGAAGACAAAGAGGCCGCCCAGGUGGACAAAGAGCUGCCUGCCGUCAAAGCCAAGCCCAAGCUGGCCAGCCCGGUGGAGGUCAAAGAGGAGCUGAAGAGCCUGUCGCCUCCCGGCGAGAAGGCGGAGCCAGGCUCCGCCAAGGACAAGGCGAGCCCCCCGCCCGAGAAGGACUUCGCGGAGAAAGCCAAACCCUCGCCUCUCCCCACAAAGGACAAGAUGAAGGGGAAAGAUGAGACGGACUCCCCCACGGUCCACUUGGGCCUGGACUCUGACUCAGAGAGCGAACUGGUCAUAGAUUUGGGAGAAGACCAUUCUGGGCGGGAGGGUCGCAAAAAUAAGAAGGAAUCCAAAGAACCAUCUCCCAAGCCGGACGUGGCUCUCGUCGUAGCUAAAGCUCCACUGCUGUCCGCCACGGCAGGCAGCCCGUCUCCCCCCGAAACGCCGGUCCUCACCCGCUCGUCCUCCCAAACGCCCGCCGCUGGGGUCACGGCCACCACCAGCACCACGUCCACGGUCACGGCCCCGGCUGCCACCGCCGCCACCACCGCCACCGCCACCACCGCCAUCACGGGAAGCCCGGUGAAAAAGCAGAGGCCGCUCUUACCGAAGGAGACUGCCCCGGUCGUGCAGCGGGUCGUGUGGAACUCAUCAAGUAAGUUUCAAACGUCCUCCCAAAAGUGGCACAUGCAGAAGAUGCAGCGCCAGCAGCAGCAGCAGCAGCAGCAGCACAGCCAGCAGCAGCAGCCUCAGUCUUCCCAGGGGACGCGAUAUCAGACCAGACAGGCUGUGAAAGCCGUCCAGCAGAAGGAGAUCACCCAGAGCCCGUCCACCUCCACCAUCACCCUGGUGACCAGCACUCAGUCGUCACCCCUGGUCACCAGCUCGGGGGGCACGAGCACCCUGGCCUCCGUAAUCAGCGCAGACCUCCCCAUCGCCACCGCCUCCGCCGACGUCGCCGCGGACAUCGCCAAGUACACUAGCAAAAUGAUGGAUGCCAUCAAAGGAACGAUGACAGAGAUAUACAAUGACCUUUCCAAAAACACUACCGGGAGCACCAUAGCCGAGAUUCGCAGGCUGAGGAUUGAGAUCGAGAAGCUUCAGUGGCUGCACCAGCAGGAGCUCUCCGAGAUGAAACACAACCUGGAGCUGACCAUGGCGGAGAUGCGGCAGAGCCUGGAGCAGGAGCGGGACCGGCUCAUCGGUGAGGUGAAGAAGCAGCUGGAGCAGGAGAAGCAGCAGGCGGUGGACGAGACCAAGAAGAAGCAGUGGUGCGCCAACUGCAAGAAGGAGGCCAUUUUCUACUGCUGCUGGAACACCAGCUACUGCGACUACCCCUGCCAGCAGGCCCACUGGCCCGAGCACAUGAAGUCCUGCACCCAGUCAGCUACCGCCCCACAGCAGGAAGGAGACUCUGAGUCGAACACAGAAACACCCAACAAGUCCUCCCAGGGCUCCUCGGCCAGCACGCCGGCAGCCCCUUCCGACACCGCCAACGCCUCGAAAGAGAAGGAGACGGCUGCCGAGAAAAGCAAGGACAGCGGCUCGACCACGCCCGGGGCGGUAAGUCCGGGGGCUGGAGCGGCGGCGGCAGCAGCGAGGAGAAGCGAGGACCAUCGCGCUCCGAGCACAGCAGCAGCGCGAAGAGCCUCCUCCCGAAAGAGUCUCGGCUGGACGCCUUCUGGGACUAGGGCCGCCCCGGGCCCCGCGCCGCCCGCCCCGGCCCCACGGGGGCGGAAGAGCGCGGACCCCGGGCCGCUGGGACUCGGUGCCCAGAUGUGAGGUCUCGCCCUUCGGACCCGGGGCUCCGCGCGGGCACGGCCCCUCCCCCCACGGAGGGCCCCACACUACACACGUCCACGCUCGCUCCGAGGACCGGUCACACCCACACGGACUUGGGCUCUCGAUGUAAAUAGUGUACAAUUUGUGGAUGUCCCUGAACUUAGAGUACCUCCCCCUUUUUAUAUUUGUAUGGACCUUAACUUAUAAAA
This is a messenger RNA of Pipistrellus kuhlii (Kuhl's pipistrelle), 4453 nucleotides long. It is a transcript of the gene ZMYND8, whose product is annotated as zinc finger MYND-type containing 8. Gene Ontology annotation, biological process: regulation of DNA-templated transcription. Lineage: Eukaryota; Metazoa; Chordata; Mammalia; Chiroptera; Vespertilionidae. Bases 399 to 4244 code for a protein of 1281 amino acids. Gene Ontology annotation, molecular function: protein binding. The transcript has 23 exons. The record is from RefSeq and is a predicted model, not a curated record.